AUGUACGACGCCAACACCGGUGAUCUGGUGCGUUAUCUCAAAGGUCAUUUCGAACGUGUCAAUUGUUGUGUGUUUCAUCCUCACGAGGAACUACUGCUGAGCGGUGCAAACGAUAGAAAUAUUCUAGUAUGGGAUCCCUCAAAUCAAGAAAGAACAGAUAAUUAUCCAGACAACAACAACAAUAAUAAUCAAAAUGAUAUGAUAUUAAAUGACAAUAAUAAUAUUAACAAUAACAACAACAAUAAUAAUAAUAAUGAUAAUAAUAAUGAUCGUUCUUCAAUUAACUAUAAUGAUUUCACUUAUAAUGAUACACAACAAGAUAAAAGACAACAAGAAAUAGAAUAUAAUCAAAGAAUGGCUGAAUUAAAUAAUACUAAUAACAAUAGCAAUAACAAUAAUAAUAGCCAUAACAACAAUAAUAAUAACAAUAAUAAUAGCACGAAUCAAAAUCUUACUUUACCAGAUGAAGAUAGGUGGUCAGAUGAUGAGGAUUAA
Messenger RNA from Heterostelium album PN500, 495 nucleotides. RefSeq lists its product as uncharacterized. Gene Ontology annotation, biological process: transcription-coupled nucleotide-excision repair; protein polyubiquitination; proteasome-mediated ubiquitin-dependent protein catabolic process. Gene Ontology annotation, cellular component: Cul4A-RING E3 ubiquitin ligase complex; nucleotide-excision repair complex. Bases 1 to 495 code for a protein of 164 amino acids. The transcript has a single exon. NCBI's taxonomy places the organism in Eukaryota, Evosea, Eumycetozoa, Acytosteliales, Acytosteliaceae. Gene Ontology annotation, molecular function: protein binding. The record is from RefSeq and is a predicted model, not a curated record.